Molecule: messenger RNA, 597 nt
Organism: Musca vetustissima
Lineage: Eukaryota; Metazoa; Arthropoda; Insecta; Diptera; Muscidae
Product: protein THEM6
Exons: 2
Coding region: 16-597 (193 amino acids)
Source: RefSeq, a predicted model, not a curated record
CAAAAACCGGUUACCAUGGGUUUUCUAUUAUUCGCUCUCAUCUUGUACAUCAUUUGGGAUGUCAAUUAUUUCCUACGUUGCAUUUUCACCGUCUUUGCUGGGCGUUUGUUCCAAAGUAAACGGAAAGUUACCGACACAACAACGAUUUAUGGCCUUUGCACCUCCCAGGAUGUCGACAUUUUCAUUAAGCACAUGAACAAUGCCCGCUAUUUGCGUGAAUUGGACUUUGCCCGUUUCCAUUUCUAUGCCUUGACCGGUAUUUACGAAAAGAUCCGUGAACGUCGUGGUGGUGCCGUCCAGGGUGCUUCCAGUGUCCGUUAUCGCCGUACCAUUCCCAUCUUCCAUCCCUAUAAAAUCCAAACUAAAUUGAUUUGGUGGGACGAUAAGGCCAUCUAUUUGGAACAACAAUUUGUCACCUUGACUGAUGGUUUCGUCCGUGCUGUGGCCAUGUCCAAACAAUGUAUUACCAACUGUAAUGUCAUGGAUAUUAUGAAGACAUAUCCUGAGGCUUCGAAACGUCCUGAAAUGCCCGAAGAAUUGAAGUUGUGGUUAGAUGCCAUUGAAGUGUCCAGCCAGAAGUUGCGUAAAGACAAAUAA